Messenger RNA from Onthophagus taurus, 2474 nucleotides. Its product is annotated as transferrin. The record is from RefSeq and is a predicted model, not a curated record. Gene Ontology annotation, cellular component: signal recognition particle receptor complex. Lineage: Eukaryota; Metazoa; Arthropoda; Insecta; Coleoptera; Scarabaeidae. Gene Ontology annotation, biological process: protein targeting to ER.
UAAAUAUCUCUCUAGUACCUUCCUAAAACAUAUUUAUUCCUAUUUAAUCCUACUUAUAUCUUUUCAUCUAUCAUAAUAGAAGAGCCAAAUUCAAUGUGCUUUUUACCUAUGUUUUAAUAUCUUUUAAAUUAUUGUGUAAAUCAAAUAAAUGAUAAGAUAACAUAAAUGUUGUCACAUAGAGUGGUAGAUAUUACUUUAGAUUUAGUACCUGGGUGUGUUCUGUUACUUCUGUUCAUGUUAAAACAAUGAAGUUGCUACAAAAAACUCUCUUCAUCAUAUUCUUUUAUGUUAACUUAACAUACAGUUAUAAAAUAUGCGCUUUGAAGAAACACGAAAACAUUUGUGGUCAAUUGGAACGAAACAACCGCAUUAAAUGCGAAUAUGUAGACAAUGAAGCGAGUUGUUUAAUAAAAAUCGAUUCAGGCGAAAUCGAUUUUGGUUCGAUAAACGCCGAAACAGCAUUCCUGGGGAAUGGAUUAAUAUCGAACGUUGUUCCGUUCGCCCAAAUCAUACCGGAAACGGCAAGAAACGUGGAGUUCGAUUAUGAAACGGUUGUAGUAUCGGAAGAAAAAUUCGAAUCACUGGAAGGAUUAAGCUAUUGCCAUCCCGGCUUUGAAAACACCCUGAUUCCUCCGCUAAUUUUAAAAGAAUUUGAACAACACGUUUUUAAAAAGUAUUCAAAUCAUUGCGAUACUGAAUUUGAAACUUCGGUUGAAUGGGAAAUUUUCGCCUUAAACAAGAUUUUUGGAGAUAGUUGUAGAGAUGGGGUGUGGACACCUGAUAAAAAAUUGGAUGAACAUUUACAUGAUAAAUAUCCGGGAUUAAUUAAAUUAUGUCCAAACUUAAAUGGAGAUCCUUUAGAACGAUCGUUACAGUGCAUGUUGAACACGAAACAUUCGAUUGCUUUAACUACAUCAAAUACAAUCAAUAAUAAAAUUAAUACAACUAACAAAGCUUUGUGGUAUUAUUGCAAAAAUGGAACUGUUUCAAAUACGCCAUGUAGUUGGAGUAAACAACCAUAUCCAAUAUUAAUUAUGAGCAACCAUCAGAGCCAACCUGGCAACCUAGAAAAUACUCUAAAGAAAUGGUUAUCAAGAGAGGUUUUUAAUAAAGACGGCAGCGAGGAUAGUGAAUCAGAUUUAGAUGAAAAAGAUUUAAGAUAUCUUAAAGAAAUUCUCAACAAUAACAAAGAAUUGAAUAACGUUGUUGUGAAUUACAAGUUAUUCAAUGACAACACCUCGAAUGCUUGGGGAAACUUUAUAAAAAGUUUUCGAGAUAUUCCAUCCCCAGACGAUUCAAUCAUCUGCAAACGCAAAAUGAGAUGGUGCACAACUUCCGAUAAUGAGCAAACCAAAUGUAAAUGGUUAUCUCAAGCCAGUAUAAAUUACGGAAUCCAACCGGUUGUUGAAUGCGUUCAAAAAUCCAGUGAAUUAGAAUGUCUUAAAGCAAUUAGUAAUAACAAUGAAAGUGCUGAUUUAAUAACAACAUCCGCCGACUUAGGAUAUGCGGCGAAAAAAUAUGGUUUAUCAGCAAUCGCUUUUCCUGAAACGUAUAAUAAUCAAGAAAUAAACACCUUACUUUUAGUUAAAAACGAUAGAAAUAUCGAACGAUUAGAAAAUUUGAAAGGUAAAAAAGGAUGUUUUCCUUUAUACAGCGGUAUCGCUUGGUUAUCUUUCGUCGAAGCCACAAGAGGAAUUGUUUUAUCAAACGAGUCUUGCGAUUACGGAAAAUUAUUGAGCGACUUUUUGGGCGAUUCUUGCAUGCCUGGAGCUAUAGAAACUAACCGAGCCAUCCACAAUACAGUUGAUUCUGAAAAAAUGUGCAAAUUAUGCACAGAAACAGGAAAAACUUGUGAGGCAUCCGAAGCGACAAAUUUAUACUUUAACACAUCUGGUGCACUCAGAUGUUUGGAGGAAAAAGGAGAUUUCGCUGUGAUCGUCAAAGAUCCUUCGUUAGUAUUCCCCAAUAACGUUCAAGUAAUGUGUAAAAACGGGACAUUUUCGACGUUGGAUGCUUUUAAUGUGGACGAAGGAUGUUAUUUAUCAACUCUAACAACGAGCGAGGUUAUUACGAGAAUUAACGACCCAUUAAAUAAAGACAUCCAAUUAGCAUUAUUACAAUAUGAUGAAUGGUUUGCCGCUAAAACUCACACACCCUUCAGAUUAUUCGAUAGCUUUAACAAUACCAAGGAUUUAUUAUUUAAAGAUUCCACUCCAGGUUUAGCUGUUCCAACCUCACAGAAACCACCCAUCAAAAAUUACGUUGAACUAUUUAAGCAUAUCGGCGAUUGUAGCAAAGGAUCUGGUGUAGCAGAUAAUCCCUCGAAAGGGAUUAGAUCAAUCACUUUUGUCACUACGACUCUUUUAAUUUUCACGACAAUUAUCAUGAAUUUAUUUUAGUAAGGUUAACUUAUUAAUAUAUCUUUAUACAUAAUAUCUUUCAUAUUAAAUUAUAUAUUUUUUGUAAAUUUGCAA